Messenger RNA from Paramormyrops kingsleyae, 1415 nucleotides. Lineage: Eukaryota; Metazoa; Chordata; Actinopteri; Osteoglossiformes; Mormyridae. The record is from RefSeq and is a predicted model, not a curated record.
GCGGCCGCUGGGCGGUUUGUGUUCGGAGGACGGAUCCAUCGAUGCACUGACGGCUCGGUCCGGCGGCAGCGGAGCUUCGUUUUCGGCCAGCAAGCCGAAGCGGCUGCGUUAGGGGGGCUCGAUCGCUCAAGAGUUCCAUAUCACUAUCAAUGGAAGGAGCCACUGGGGAAGGUGACAUAUUUACGGUGAAACAUGAGCUGAAAGAUGCCAACCUAACUGGCCACGUGGAGAAGGUUGGAAUCGAGAAUUUCGAGCUGCUUAAAGUGCUAGGCACUGGGGCCUAUGGGAAGGUGUUCCUGGUGCGCAAGGUCAGCGGCCAUGACGUGGGCCAGCUGUAUGCCAUGAAGGUGCUGAAGAAGGCCACCAUCGUGCAGAAGGCCAAGACGAGGGAGCACACGCGCACCGAGCGGCAGGUCCUGGAGCACAUCCGCCAGUCGCCCUUCCUGGUCACGCUGCACUACGCCUUCCAGACUGACACCCGGCUGCAUCUCAUCCUAGAUUACGUUAGCGGGGGGGAGCUGUUCACACACCUGGUGCAGAGGGUCCGCUUCAAGGAGCAGGAGGUGGCGCUGUACAGCGGUGAGAUCGUGCUGGCCUUGGAACACCUGCACCAGCUGGGUAUUGUCUACCGAGAUCUGAAACUGGAGAAUAUUUUACUGGAUUCAAGUGGCCACAUUGUGCUAACAGACUUUGGUCUCAGCAAAGAGUUUGAUGAGGUCAAGAGGACGUACUCCGUCUGUGGAACUAUAGAGUAUAUGGCUCCUGAGAUUGUGGAAGGGGGUGACGCUGGCCAUGACACAGCGGUGGACUGGUGGAGCCUGGGGGUGCUGAUGUAUGAGCUCAUGACAGGGGGGUCCCCCUUCACCGUGGACGGACGUGAGAACUCUCACACGGAUAUUUCCAGGAGGAUACUCAAGAGAGACCCCCCAUUCCCAAAAGACAUGGGAUCCCCAGCCAAAGACAUCAUCCAAAGACUGCUCACCAAAGACCCCCAGAAAAGGCUGGGGGCUGCUGGGGCAGACAGUGUGAAGGGACACCCUUUUUACCAGAAGAUUAACUGGGAGGAUCUGGCUGCUAAGAAGGUUCCGGCACCAUUCAAGCCAGUUGUCCGGGACGAGCUGGAUGUCAGCAACUUUGCGCUGGAAUUUACCGAGAUGGAUGCCAUGUACUCCCCCGCCGACCUGCCUCAGAGCUGCGACCGCAUCUUCCAAGGUUACUCCUUCAUGGCUCCCUCCAUCCCCUUCAAGCGCAACGCCGCUGUGGAUGACCCGGCCCAGCUGCAGGAAGGCUUGGAACGGCCCGGUUCUGCUGCUUUGGCGCGCAGUGCCAUGAUGAAGGCCAUCCUGACAGCCGACACCAUUCAGGGCCACCAGAGGAGAGCCAGGCCGCUGGAGCACUUCUGGGUGGCCUGCUAG